Molecule: messenger RNA, 1201 nt
Organism: Eurytemora carolleeae
Lineage: Eukaryota; Metazoa; Arthropoda; Copepoda; Calanoida; Temoridae
Exons: 5
Coding region: 326-1201 (291 amino acids)
Source: RefSeq, a predicted model, not a curated record
UAAAGUGUAAGGCUAGAGCCUAUGUGAAACGAUCAUUACUCAAUUAUGAAAACACACAUUUUAUAAUUUGAUUUUCUUUUAACAUUAUUUUUAGACUUUCUAAAAAAAACGACGUUCCAGGGUCCAAAAAGUUAUAUAGCACAAAUAUGUGAAGUACACCUGCAGUAUGGAAACAGUACAACAAAAGGGUUGUUUUUUUCCCCUAGUAAAUUCCUCUCUAAUAUAUAUUCAAUUCUCUUUGAUCCCAACCCAGCUAUGAAUAAAAAAUACCUUUUUUUAACCCUAGGCAAUUUGUGAACGGUUUCAAUCGGAGAAGAGGGAAUCUAUGAUUCCCGACCCCACCUUCGACUGGUUGAAGGCGCCCGUCCUCAAGUCCUCGGAAGUUCAGUCUGAGACGGAGCCGGACACCAAGACCGUAUUGACAACGAAGGCGAUGUUGACGACCGAAUCCAGUCCCCUCCCUCUCCAACCGUCUUCUGUUCUCCCUGAGACGCUCGUCGUGAAGGAGAAGCUGUUGAAACUGACUCAUCCCGACAUGGGAACGAUUUCCCUAAUCGUUUCCGUAGUCUCGCUCUGCCUCACUCUAAUAUCAUUGUUGGCUAACCGAUGUUACAAACGUUGUCAACAGAAAGGAAGAAGAGCUAAGAGUAACGGAACCCUGCCACUCCGGACCACAGGAACGAGAAGAAUUCCAUUGUCGGAGCUCCCCUCAUCAGGUCGCAUAACCCCUGGGAGAGAGAGACGGCGACCACCCUCAGACAGCUCAACCCUCUCGUCAAUGACCACCGGAAGGACAGAGCUGGAGAACGUUGAGAUUCAUUGUCUCCAUCCUCAGCAACCUGUGUUCCCUCCCCUUUCGCUCAGUCAACCCGCCCAGGCAGGGGCACGUUCAACCGUCCAAAGCUUCCAGCCGUCAAUCCAAACUGACCAACGCCUGAACCUUGGUGGCACACGACUCAAAACAACAGCAUACACCCGCGACUUUUACGGAGGGGUCCCCUAUCCAAACAGAGGAGGGGUCGGAGAGAUUUAUCUCGACCCAUCCAGGAUAAUGAGCCAAGCCGCCAGCCAGGUGACCGAGGGACAUGAGUCGGAGUACUCCUCCUUCACAAACCCGAUUUUCAGUUCCACAGACAUGGGCCUUAACCUACCAAGUGCCACAGAGUUUGAGAGCGAGUGGUCCACGCCGCCCAACCAGUAA